Messenger RNA from Marchantia polymorpha subsp. ruderalis, 1429 nucleotides. The record is from the annotation of a GenBank genome assembly. Lineage: Eukaryota; Viridiplantae; Streptophyta; Marchantiopsida; Marchantiales; Marchantiaceae.
AUUGCAAAGUCAAAGGUUAUAAUUUUUGUACAGCUUCUGUCAAUAGCGUGUUUAAGGGGACGAGUGAUACGUCUCCAUGGUGCAACAAACUCACCGAAAGUGUGAGACUAGUGAGGGUUUGAUUAGCGUGUGCUGUAGUGAAGGGAAGUGAAGGGGAGGGGAGUGAGGUGCGGGGAGUGGGGGGUUUAGACUCCGCGUUGGUUCUGCAGCUGCCGCUGCUACUGCCGCUGCCAGCUGCGGCUCCUCCGUGGAAGGCCGAGAACUGGUUUCUACAAGAACAAUUUGCGUGGGCCAAGUCUGUUCAGGCUCAACUCUCAUCUCGAUAGAAGCAGUUCUUCUGAUCGUUGACGAAUGUUCCGCUCGAACACCGGCGAGUAGGAAGGGAAAGCGGAAUUGUUGUCGAGUAGACGUGUCUCAGCUGCAGCUGAGAAGCGAUUCACUAGCGUGGAUUGUUCGGCGACGAUUCCAUGGCAGAUCGUGUCUAUCCGGAGAAGAAUGUUGUCUCCGGAGCUCCUCCUCACGGAGCGUAUUACAAUCUGAAGGAUGAGACGGCUGCGCCAGUUCCCGAAGAUUUUGACGGCCGAGAGGGCAGGAGACGAGACCCCUGCUGUAGGUGCGCUGCCUGGUUCUGUGGCAUUCUCGUUGCCCUCAUUUUCGCCAUCGGCAUCGCUGUUCUCGUCUUCUUCCUGGUCGUGCACCCCAAGGCUCCCAAGUACAACGUGAAGGAUGUCAAACUGGCUACUUUCUCCGUCAGCCCCUCUUCCUCGGACCCGAGCAAAUAUGUGCUGAAUGCGCUGACACAGUACGAGGUCGAAGCUCGUAAUCCCAAUCAGAAAAUCGGCAUCUACUAUGACGCAAUCAAUAUUGAUGUGCUCUCCGAAGGGGUAUCUAUCGGCGCCGGAGACAUUCCUUCCUUUUAUCAAGGUCACAAGAAUACCACUGUCAUUACCGGGGACCUGCGUGCCAGUGAUGUACCCUUGGAAUCCACCGUCGGGCAAGCUCUGCAAAGCGCCCAGAGCGUAGGCAGGAUUCCGUUGUAUGUCACCGUGGAUGUGCGCGCACGUAUCAGGAUCGGUGCCUGGAAAUCUCCCCAUUUCUGGGUCCAUGUAAGAUGCAACGUCUCUGUGAAUCCGGAUGUCUUGAACGGUUCUCAAGUUGUGAGUAAACAAUGCGAAGUGAAGCGAUGAUAAGGUCACAGACGAGCUUGCGUAGAAGAGGAACGUUUUUCUUUGUACUCAAUAUUGCGACUUUGUAGUGUAACAGUUGCAGAGAAGUCAAUGUGCGAUAGCUUUUAGACCGCUAGAGAAUUAGUCCAGGUAUUAGCCGAAUUUAUACUGUAGAUAUAGAUGCCUUUGAUUCAAAUUACCGAGGUAAGAUUUUUUUGAUGUAUUUGAUUCAUUCAACUGAUUUCCUGAUUCCUGUUGACAUC